CAAACUGCAUCUGACGUGUAGGUCCAACUCUCUAACCUAACUUUUGUUGUAUAUUUUGUGUGUGCUGAUUUCUGGAUAAGCUUUAUUGAUUGUUACUAUUAUUACAAUGGAAUCAUCGUGUUCUAUACUAGAUUACGUACUAUCGAACGACGCUUUGGAUAAUUUGAUACAAACGUGUUCGUGUCCUCAAGCUUUCAACCCUUUAAUCAAGCUCAAACAUCGAAGACUCUUGGAAGGCUCAUGUGAGAAAAUACACUUUUCUGUUGACUGUAUUUUCAACAGUAGCAUAAACGUGGAUUUGAGUAACGACAUCCUUAAGACAGCUUUAUUAAUAAAUGCAGAUACAAAUACACUGAUAACACAAACUGUGACCUACUGUGUUGACAAACUAUGGUUAGGUCGAAAUUCGGACGAAGUUUACUACGCCAUAAAUUUAUUCAACGUAAUUUUAGAACAUUACAAACGUGAACAUAAACCCCUUCUUUUCACGGGGGACGAUUUUGAUCAGUUUCAAGGGGGGGUUUUAAAGGUUUUGCAAGGAUCAGUAAAACCUCUCAUUACAUUUAUUAUAGUUAAUGUUUUUCCAAAUUACACAUGCGUGUGUGAUCAAGAAAGCAAAAACUGCUUCUUAUCAAAAACGUUUGACUUUAUUAAAACGGAAAAAAAGUUGGAAGUACUUUGCAUGUGCUUGGAUCAAUUUAUUCAACCUGAGUUUGAUAGAGAUGACUUUAAUUUAUUAAAAUGUGACGAUUUUUGGUUUCUUAUAACGGAUUGCAUAGUCGACAAACGCCACUAUUUACAAAGACAAGCGAUGUAUUUGUUGGGUAAAAGUAUGGACAUUAUUCUGAAUAGUGAUAACUUGUCAUGUCUUCCACAACACCUGCAAACAGGAGCUAAUGACAUGAAAAAGAUGUGGAAAAAUUAUUUUAUUCUUUUAGAUGUGUCCAACGAAAAGCAGUUACAUAUCGUUGAACCAUCAUUAUCUAUGUUCAGCUCAGUGAAAAAUUUAGACUUCUUGUGGAGGUCUUGUCUAUACACAAUUUUUUUAAAUCACUCGCAAAACGUUGUUGUUUAUAAUGUAGCUACGUUUAUUUUGCAAAAUGAAACUGACUGGCAUAAUUUUUCAAAAAUCAUUGUGGUGUUAUUUUCGGCGAUUAAUAAAAACGAGUAUAACGCUGACUCUAAAAAUGUUUUUCAAGAAAUGGGUGUUUUUUGUAACAAAUUAGACAACUCUCAUUUUAAUAUUCUCCUUUCUGAGAGUUUAAACGUAUCAUGGGUUCCUGCCGCCAUCUGGGGGCUUUAUAGCAACGUUUUUAACAAAGCCACUAAUUUUGAAAUUCCGCUAUUGCUUCUUGAAAACGUAAUUAAAAAACUUAAACUUAUCCCUCAUAAAUUUAUUAGAGGUGGCUGCAUUAGAGUGGUGUUAAAUUACUGCACAAGAAAUUGGAAAGUUGAUUCUUUAAACGAUCUUCUCAAAAUGUCUCUACUUUUACGAAACAGUGAUGAUAAUUUAUUCGAAAAUUUUAUAAAAAUGAAUGAAGAACAAAUUCACUUAUUGAGCGAUGAAUUACACAAACAGAUUUUUGAUUUUGUAGAAAAUAGUGACAGUGAAGACUUGGAACGUUUCACAGUAGGUUUAAAAAUUCUUCAGUUAAUACACGUAGACUUAGACUUUAAAAUCAUGCUCCAAAGUAACACAACUAACUCAGAGCAGCUGUUGAUGCUUGAAGAUUAUUUUGAAAGCACUGACUUAGAAAAUCAUUUAAUAAGUAAAUUUGAUUUCGUUGAAAACAUUGAACACGUUGCAACUUUACUACAUUUAACUGAAAAAUUUUCUUCACAGAAGCUACUAGAAAAGGCGUCUAAUAUUUUAAUUGAAGAAUCGUCGCACAAUGACGCUCAAAAAAUUCUUGCUUUUGGAGUACUUAGUAUAAAUAAUAUUCAAACCGAUCAGUUUGUACAAUUUUACAAGAAAUAUGUUCAAACGUUUGAUGUUAAAAACGAACGAAUAGUAAACUUUUUUGUGAAAAAUCUGAUCAAGUCCUUAAGUGAGUCUUGUUCAAUAGUAGAUCUAGAAGAGUCAGUUGGUAUUUUAGAAAACGCGCUAGACUCCCAGAAUAGUGUAACAAUCACAAUCCUCGAAAAUCUGGACUUAAUUUUAAAACACGUUCAGCAGAACACAGUGCUUCGAUUUAUGGAGAGAUGUUUUGAUGAAUUUGUAAUUUUAAUUAAAAGUGAUAAUUGUAGAACCACAACAACGAAAUUUUUGUCACAAAUAUUUGAGCCACAUUUGCUAGAAAAUAAUGAUUUUUGUGAAAUAUUACUUCAGUUUUCGUGGAAAUUGUUGGAUAUUUCAAAUAGUGCAAAUUCGAUUGCGUAUAUUUUGUCUGAAAAACUUACUCAUUUAGUUAAACAAAAACCUGAAACAGGUCGUGUAUUUGUUUCUGUUAUUGUUGAAUUAAUUCUGCAUGGAAUUGUAGUGAAUAAAAGCGAAAGAGUCGACUACUACGUCUGUCAAGAAAUAGGAGUCACAUUACCAACUGAAAACAAUCCUAAUUUAGAAGAAAUUUCUACAAGAUUGUGGGCUCUUGAAUCAGUUCUGUUUUUAAUAAAUGAAGAAUCGCCGAGUUCUAGAAAUAAUACAGUAGGGAACUUUGUGUCGGAUUUAGUAGAAAGGUACAUGAAGCAUUUUUCCAAACGAUAUUUCCCAGAUUCACAGAUUCAUUUAGAAAAAUUGAGAAUCCUGCAGACGUUAAUGUUGCUUCAGAAACACGUGACGGAAGAAAAAUCCACAUUAAUCGAACUUUUGGUUGACAGUUUCAUAUCAGAAACCCAUCAACCCUCUGUUAAGCAUUUAAUGCAGUGGUUAUUAAUAUUAUUAAUAAACAAUGACCACACUUACAUCCAAAAUAUAGAAGAAAAAUUAAAAACAAUCGAUAAUAAUAGACCUUCAGCGGUCUCCGGACUUAUACCCGUCCUUUAUCAUUUAAUAGUGUCCCAAAAAGAAACUCAUUGGGAUCGACUUAUAGAAGUUCUGUUACCUUACACAAUGGGGGCGCAAUUUAGACUACGCGUAUUUUCUCAGGUGGCCCUCCUGAAACUCCAUGACAAAGCCAUAACAGCACAGAAGUCCGAGUUUUUACAAAAAUAUCAAUUUCUUCACACUUCUCUCAAACAAAUAAUCGAAGCUACAGCCAACGCGAACUUUGACGUUACUAACAUUCAUCACGAAUUCCUCGACUAUUUCAGCCUGGAAAAUUCUGAUUGUUCCACUGUUUUCUACAAAAUCCCGAAAAGUAACGGAGUCACUGAAAUCGAAUGGGAAAAUUUGUGGGCAGCUUCCAAUCGUCAUAAUUUCAAAUACGUCCAAUUCGACCACUGUGAUAAUGUAAAGACAGAAACUACUACUUUAAAAAAUAGAGCUGUUAAUAGGUGCAAUGAAAAUAUCCAAAAGAAAGUCACCCCUUGGAAAGACCUACUGGAUAAUCCUGAACCCAGUACUCAGACAAAUGACUUCAUUCUAGUAACGUCCCUUAUCGAAAAACCUGCCAACUUAGGAGGAUUAGCACGCACGUGUGAAGUCUUUGGUAUCAAAAAAAUGAUAAUGCGAACUUCGAAAAUCACACUAGAGAAAGAAUUCAAAAGUUUGAGCAUGUCGUCGGAAAAUUGGGUGGAUAUAUCGGACGUGAAAGUUGAAGAUUUGCAAGAGUUUAUCGUCGGUGUUAAAAAAGAAGGGUAUUGCGUUGUAGGGGCCGAACAAACCGCCGAAAGUGUGAAGUUGGAGCAGUUUGAGUUUCCGAAAUUGACAGUUCUUGUAUUAGGUAAUGAGAAAGCGGGAAUUCCGGCAAAUUUAAUUCCUCUGCUUGAUAAAUGUGUCGAGAUACCGCAAUUCGGUAUGGUCCGUUCGCUAAAUGUCCACGUAGCAGGCGCCAUUGUGAUGUGGGAAUAUUGUAAACAACAAAAGUUGUAACCAUUUUGUAUUUAAUUUUUUUUAAUAAAAAUUGUGCAAUGCUGGUUUUGUUUGCGCAUUGCAGCAACAUGAUAAAUA
Molecule: messenger RNA, 4048 nt
Organism: Zophobas morio
Lineage: Eukaryota; Metazoa; Arthropoda; Insecta; Coleoptera; Tenebrionidae
Exons: 6
Coding region: 107-3970 (1287 amino acids)
Biological process (GO): tRNA methylation
Molecular function (GO): RNA binding; tRNA (guanine) methyltransferase activity
Source: RefSeq, a predicted model, not a curated record